Mesorhabditis belari is the source of this 15741-nucleotide messenger RNA. The record is from the annotation of a GenBank genome assembly. Lineage: Eukaryota; Metazoa; Nematoda; Chromadorea; Rhabditida; Rhabditidae.
AUGCCCGAACAGAAAGAGGAAUCGACUGCCGGAGAACAAGAUGAUGUAUCAUUCCUCAGAACGGGUGAUAUCGUGGCUCUCUCUUGUCUCACUUCUCACAACAGAGAUGGCGUUUUGGGCAGUGAGAGAGUCUGUUUAUGCACAGAGGGUUUCGGGAAUCGAAUGUGCACUCUGGAGAAUGUUUCCGAUAAAGAUAUUCCACCGGAUAUCGCAAUGUGCAUGUUGUACAUCGACAACGCCCUAUCAAUGAGAGCACUUCAAGAGAUGAUGAGUGCCGAUUCGGAUCAUAAAGCGACCGCCGGUAGUGCGGGCGGCCACAAAACGCUUCUCUAUGGACACGCUGUGCAGCUGAAGCAUGUUCAAUCGGAAAUGUACUUGGCUUGCUUGAAAUCGUGUACUUCGAAUGAUAAACUCGCUUUUGAUGUCGGUGUACAAGAGAAGAAUGAUGAAGAAACAACUUGGUGGACAAUUCAUCCAGCCUCAAAACAGAGAAGUGAAGGAGAAAAGGUUCGCGUGGGCGAUGACGUGAUUCUUGUAUCAGUGGCUACAGAACGAUAUUUGCAUAUGGCUUACAACAAAGGUUACAUGGUGAUCGCUUCUUUUCACCAAACACUUUGGAAUAUUUGUCCCGUGUCAGCUGGAAGCAUUAGAACGAGAAAUAUGGGUUUCGUUUUUGGCAACGAUGUGGUGAGAUUUUUUCACGGAAAUGAUGAAUGUUUGACAAUUCCCGAGAACUGGAGUGAGCAUCCACAGCACAACAUGGUGAUUUACGAGGGUGGAAACUCAGUGACACAGGCUCGAUCGUUGUGGCGACUUGAACUUUGUCGCAUGAAAUGGCAUGGAGCUCUCGUUGGAUGGGAAAUGAACUUCCGAAUCAGACACAUCACUUCGGGAAGAUAUCUUGGCGUGAUGGACAACCUCGUGCAACUUCAUCACAAAGAAAAAGCAGACUUUGAUCUAACUGCUUUUGCAAUGUUUCCAAAUAAAGAAACGAAAAGAACUCAACAGGAAGAAAAGGAAAUUGAAGGAAUGGGUCCACCAUUGAUUCGAUACAGUGAAACGGAUGUUUUUAUUCGACAUCUUCGAACAAAUCAUUGGCUAUCUUAUCAAACGAGUGAAGUGACAAAGAAAGGAUUGGGAAAGGUAGAAGAAAAGAAAGCCGUGGCUCAAGCUGAAGGACAUAUGGAUGACUGUUACUUAAUGCUAACAGCGCUGGAAGAAGAAAGCAAAUCAGCAAGAGUUAUCAGAAAAUGCUCAUCAGUGCUGAACAAAUUCUUGAAAGGCAUUGAAGCUCUUCAAAAUCAAGGAAAUCAAUCACCGGAUUGGAUGAGAGUUGAUCUGUCGGAAGUGAAUCGAUUGAUGGAUGAUUUGAUUAAAUAUUUUGAACAACCAAACGAAGAUUUUGAAUUCGAGGAGAAACAACUCCAUUUUCGCGCGCUUCGCUCUCGUCAAGAUUUAUUCCAAGAAGAAGGGGUUCUCAAUAUGAUUCUUGAUACAAUUGACAAAUUCUCGCAAAUGGAAGCAUUGCCCGAUUUUGCUGGGUUGAUUGGAGAGGAUACUCAUGAAAAAUGGGAAGAGAUCUCAACAGCUCUUUACCUUCUCGUCGCGGCAAUGAUCAAAGGAAAUCACUACAAUUGUGCGCAAUUUGCCGCUGCUCAAAGAUUGGAUUGGCUUUUUGGGCGUUUAAGCAAUCCACAAUCGUCUGAAGGUAUCUUGGACGUGUUGUACUGUGUAUUGACCGAAUCUCCUGAAGCUCUCAAUAUGAUCAAUGAGAACCACAUCAGCUCGGUGAUUUCACUUUUGGAGAAAGUCGGACGAGAUCCAAAGACCUUGGAUGUGCUUUCGUCACUUUGUGAAGGAAAUGGAAUGGCCGUUCGGUCAUCACAAAAUCUCAUCGCUCAAUUUUUGCUGCCCGGCAAAGAUUUGCUCUUUCAAACGGCAAUGAGGGAUCACGUGAGCAAUAUGAUGCCGAAUGUUCUUGUUGGCGUUGUGGACGGCUCGAGUUUAUUCAAAAAAUGGUACUUCGAGUGCGAGAUCGAACACAUCGAACAGAUGACCAAAGAAGUGCCGUAUCUGAGAAUUGGAUGGGCCAAUUCGACAGGUUUCAAACCGUUUCCCGGCACUGGCGACAAAUGGGGAUGCAAUGGAGUUGGAGACGACUUCUAUUCAUUCAGUUUUGAUGGAAAAUCGAUCUUCUUUGCGGGGAAAGCUAGAAAGGUUGGUACAAGACGUUUGAGAAAAGGAGACAUUGUCGGCUGUACCCUUGAUUUGACAGUACCUGAGAUUCGAUUCACUCUCAAUGGAAGAGACACGAGCGGAUAUUUCAGAAAUUUCAACACAGAUGGGUACUUCUUCCCGGUGAUGUCAUUGAGUGCAAAAGUCAGUUGUCGUUUCAUCUUUGGUGGUGAUCAAGGGCGACUUCGUUAUGGUCCUCCGCCCAGCUUCUCGGCCAUCGUUGAGGCUGUUUCUGGAGAUCUGAAAAUCGAGGAGUGUCUCUCUUUUGGAGAUUUGCCUAAAAAUGUCUACUGUGGUGCAUCAACAAUGCUCAACUUUGAUCCGUUUGUGCCGAAACCGGUCGAGAUCUCGACGAUCAAUUUACCCCAUUUCGCUACCGAGGUUCAUCAACAAUUUGCCGAGAAUCUUCACGAAUUGUGGGCGAUGAGAAAGAUUGAAUUGGGAUGGGAAUGGGGAGAAACGAGAAGCGAAGCGACACGAAAGCACCCAUGCCUCUGCCCAUUCGAUCGCUUGCCGCAAAGUGAAAAAUUGUACAAUAUCAAUUUGGCAAUGGACACAUUGAAAACGAUUGAAUCGCUUGGAUACCAUUUGAUCAAAGAUGAUCCACCGUGUAGAUUGAGACCUGUUCGGCUACCACAAAACUAUCAACAGGGGAAUGGUUUCAAGCCUCAACCAUUGGACACUCAUGAGAUUCAGCUACCGAAAGAAUUGGAUCCGCUCAUUGAGUGUCUGGCUCGGAAUACACAUAAUGUUUGGGCAAGAGAAAAGAUCAAAAGAGGAUGGACAUUUGGAAUGAAUGAGUUCGUGGACGCAACCCAGAAACGCUCACCUCAUCUCGUCCCAUAUGAGAAUGUCGAUAAUCGGAUCAAAGAAGCUAAUAAAGAAUCGGCCGCAGAAAAUAUCAGAGCUUUGCAACUUUUGGGAAUCUUCUUGGAGCCGCCAGCGCUGGAACAUGAUGAAAUCGCCGAAAAAGCAGAGCGGGCCCGUUUGGAUCGAACGAGAACCUAUCGAGCCGAGAGUACAUACAGUGUGAAAUCAGGGAAAUGGUACUAUGAGUUCGAGGUUUUAACCGACGGAUUCAUGAAAAUCGGUUGGAUGGAUAUGGGGGCAAGUCCGGAUAAACCACUUGGACUGGAUGAUAAGAGUUACGCGUUUGAUGGAUAUUUGGGUCGAAAAUGGCAUCAAGGAGCCGAGGCGUAUGGACGGGAAUGGAAGGUGAAAGAUGUUGUUGGAUGUUUCCUUGAUCUAAACGAUAGAACAAUCUCUUUUUCGUUGAAUGGAGAAUUGUUAUUGGAUCCAAGCGGUUCCGAGAUGGCUUUUGACAAUGUUUCCUAUGGCGAAAUCGGGCUUGUCCCAGCGAUCACUCUUGGAUCUGGACAAAUGGGAAAAUUGAAUUUUGGACAAGACAGCAACUCGUUGAAAUAUUUCACAACUUGCGGAUUGCAAGAGGGUUACGAGCCUUUCUGUGUGAAUAUGUACAAAUCAAUGCCAAUGUGGUUUGGAAAACAACUGGCUCGGUUCAAUCCAUUGGAGAAAGAUUACCAUCUAGAAGUUCAUCGAAUCCCAGCCACCGGAAACAGUCCACCAUGUCUGAAAAUUGAGCAAAAAGUAACAACCAGUGAAGGGACAACAUCGGAAAAAGCAGUGAUGGAAUAUUUCCGAUUGUCUCUUCCAGUGAAGUGCUCGGAGACUUUUGUUCGAAAUAAAGAUAAAGAAGCCCUUCAUCGUCAAUUGAGGGAAUAUAAAGUGACUUCGAGAUCACUUUCCGUUGUAUCUGGUUUCAAAUCACCCGGGAUUCCGAAAGAAUUUGAUGAUCAGCCGUCAAAAGAAAAGAGAUCUCUGUCUCGUGUUCUUGGCGGAGUGUUCAAACAAGGAUCAAUGGAAACAGAAGAAACAGCAAGUCAUCGAACGAGGCCACAAUCAUUUGAAGAUGAUCAUCAACAUGAAGCUGCAGCUAUCAGGCAAUCAAUGAUGGAGUACUCACCCGAAGAAAGACUUGCCGCUGAGGAACAUCUAAAGGAACUCGACCGAGAUCGUCCAAAAGAGAAAAAAGGCGGGCUUUUCUCGAGACUUCGCGACUCGAGCCAGACAAGGAAAAAAGCAAAAGAAGAAAGCCGACAAACGUCAUUCAAAAAUGAAAAGACGAAUUCUCGAUCAUUUGAUACGGGAUCAAUUGAUAAUCUCCCGCAAUCAAUGGCACAGGGAAAAGAUGUACUAGCGCUCGGCGGUCAACUCCAAUCAAACAUCAAUCCGGACAUGUUAGUAUCCGGUCCUGGAAGGCAACCGACAAUCAAAAAGGAAAAGAGAAAGAAAGACAAAAAGGAGAAAAAGAAUUCAUUGAUCAGCGUGGUUGAACAAGUGAAAAAUAGACUUGAAAGUCUUGAGAAACACGAAAAAUGUGUAGAGAAUAAGGAUGAAAAACAUGUCUCUCAAACGAUUGUCGAAAAGUUACCCGAAGGAGCCCUUGGGGAUGAUGAUUCACCGGCUAUGCAAGCUUAUGCGGAUAAGAUCGACGACUACUAUUACGGUAUUCGAAUCUUUCCCGGACAAGAUCCGGCAAACGUCUGGGUUGGAUGGGUGACAUCACAAUACCAUUAUUAUGCGGAGAAUUUUGAUGGAGCAACUGGUGUUCGGAAAUGUCGAUAUAAUGAAGCUGAUCAUCAUGGAACGACGAUUGAGAGUACCGAAUUCCGUAAUUGUUACAUGUUGAAUGUCUCGGAUCUAUUGCAAACCGUCUCCGAUGCAGGGAACACAAAAGUCUCCGGAACUCUUGUUGGGUGUAUUGUCGACACAUCGGUUGGAGAAUUGACUUUUCAAAUUGGAGGACAAGAUACGGGACAUCGAUUCAAGCUUGAGCCGGGCGCAGUUCUUUUCCCAGCCGCUUUCGUCGUUCCCACCGCUGCAGAAGUGCUUCAAUUCGAGCUAGGACGAACCAAAUUCGCUUUCCCACUCUCGGCGGCUCUUUUCAAAUCUUCACAGAAAUCUGUGAUCCCAUCGUGUCCACCAAGAUUGGAUGUAGAGCGCCUUUCGCCCGUUCAUUGGAGUCGCGUUCCGAAUGAAACACUCAGAACGACAGCUCUCAAAUUGAGCGAUGUUAGAGGCUGGUCUGUCCUUUGCAAUGAUCCCGUUCGAAUUCAAGUAUUCUAUGUGCCCGAGAAAGAUCUCUCCUAUGAUAUUUUGGAGAUGAUUGAAAUGGAGGAACCACUCAAAUUUCAUAAACAAACCCUGGGUCUUUAUUGCAAACUUGCCUCACAUGGAAAUCAAAAAGUGGCACACAUUUUAUGCACACAUGUCGAUGAAGAUCAAAUAAUGUAUGCAAUAAAGAGUCAUUACUUGGCUGGUUCGAUGAGACAAGGAUUUCACGAUCUUUUGAUCGCUCUUCAUCUUCAAUCGCAUUCAUCAGCACGUGAGAGUAUGGCUAAGGAAUAUGUGAUUCCGCUCUUGAAAGAUCUUGAGACGAAAAAUGUUUUCGAUCCAGACACGGAGGCUCGCUUUCCGCAAAUCAUGGGAACACCCGUGAGCAUGCUGCCAAUUAUGGUAUCCGAAUCGGUCAAGACAAGUGUUGCAAGAGAAGAGGAAAUGAGGCUUUUAACCCCGCAAAUCAAUUUGGAUGCAUUGAAAAAUCAUGUGAUCACAGCGUUGAGAAGUGCCACUGAACAUGCCGUACUCAAUUGUCGUGAUCUGAUUGGAGACGAAAUUGGUGCAAGCAACCUCAAUCAUUUCGAGCCACUCUUGAAACUUUUCGAUGCAAUGUUAGUGAUUGGGCUUUUCGGAGAUGAAGAUAUGGAGAUGUUGCUGAAAUUGAUCCAUCCCGGGUAUUUCGAUGAAGCCUGGGAACCGGGAACAACACAAAAAGGUUUAACCGAGAUCGAGCUGGCUGAGAACGUGAAACUCCAACUUGUCAAUAUUCUUGAUCAUUUGUGCGAUAUUCAGCUAAGACAUCGUAUCGAAAGUCUCAUCGGUUUUUCGUCGGGAUACGUCGGUGAUUUGCAACAAGACCAGUGCAAUCGUUAUGUGGAAAUCAAACAAACUGACAUGCCACCAGCUGAAGCCGCACGAAAAACGAAAGAGUUCCGCUGUCCGCCAAAAGAACAAAUGUUCCGACUGCUCAAAUGCAAGGUACGAGAAGAAAAAGAAGCUCUGUUGGAUGAUGAAGUCGAGUAUGAUCAAUGUCCAAUGUCUGAGACCUUGCAAGAGCAACUCCGCGAGUUUUGUGAGCUACUCGUUUCGAAAAUUGGGAAUACGGCUGAGGAGACACCCGGCGAUGGAUUGGCAUUGAUUGAAGCCGAAGAAAGCUCUUGGGUGGAUUCACUGGCUCGUCUUGUUGUCACCGUUCCCCCGCCCGUUGCUGAUUCGACUCAAGAAAGAUUAUUUCGAUCCGGCACUGAUAACUUCAAGCAUAUGAUAAUCACCAUGUUAAAGUCUUGGGCUAUCGAUUCUUUCAUUGAAUCGCCGGAGCUCAUUCGUAGGAUGUUCCACUUGCUUCUACGAAUGUAUUCUGGAGUUCGGGAGCUUCGUGAUGCAAUGGCUCAAGCCUAUGUUUUUCAUGAAAGAAAUGCUCAAGAUGUUCAAGAUUUCAUCGUUUAUUUGAUUCAGAUCCGUGAACUUUUAACUGUACAAUUUGAGCAAACGGAAGAAGUGAUCCUGAAAAGGGGAUUGUGGAAAUUGAUGAACAACAAGAUUUUCUUCCAACAUCCCGAUUUGAUGCGAUUGCUGUCCGUGCAUGAGAAUGUGAUGACAAUUAUGAUGAAUAUCCUCACUGCACAACAAGGAGCUGUCACCGAUCAUGAGGAAGAGGGGAAAGAUAAAGAACUUGUGAAAGAUGCCUCUGACAUGGUUGUUGCUUGUUCUCGCUUCUUAUGCUAUUUCUGUCGAACGUCGCGCCAAAAUCAAAAAGCAAUGUUUGAGCAUUUAUCUUUUCUUCUUGACAAUGCCACUAUGCUUCUUGCCAGACCAAGCCUCAGAGGAUCCGUUCCACUUGAUCUCGCUUAUGCCACUUUCAUGGACAACAAUGAGCUGGCUUUGGCUUUAAAAGAAGAAGAACUUGACAAAAUUGCUGUUUAUUUGAGCAGAUGUGGUCUUCAACCGAAUUCGGAGCUUUUGGCUAGGGGUUAUCCUGACAUUGGAUGGGAUCCAGUUGAGGGUGAAAGAUACAUCGAUUUCUUCCGUUUUUGCGUAUGGAUCAAUGGAGAAAAUGUGGAAGAAAACGCAAAUUUGGUGAUCCGAUUGCUGAUUCGGAGGCCCGAAUGUUUGGGAGUGGCUCUGAAAGGAGAAGGACAAGGUCUUUUCUCGGCUUUCAAAGAGGCGAUCGCUCUCUCGGAAGACAUCCGAGUACUGGCUGAAGGUGAUGGUGGAAGAGCUUUGAGGAGUGGUUUACUUGGAGAAAACCCGAGUUAUCCAACAUCGGAAGCGGAAGGAGAAGAUUAUAUUGAUCUUGGAUCGGCAACACUUGAUUUCUACUCAUCUCUUGUCGAUCUCUUGGCUAAAUGUGCACCCGAUCCGUCGGCGAUCCAGGCAGGCAAAGGCGAUUCAGUGCGAGCUCGAGCCAUUCUUCGUUCACUGAUCUCAUCCGAAGAUUUGGGUCAAAUUCUCUCAUUGAGAUUUUCCAUUCCCAAUCUGGCUAUCCCAUCUGAAGCUCCUCGUCCAUCUCAACCAUUUCUCUGCGGUAUCACUCAAAAUUUGAGCUCAAGUCUCGCGGCUGUUGCAGCGAAUCUUUAUCUCUCGAAAAUGUACACAAAGCUGGACAGUGUUCCGGAAAAUCCCAGAGAAAUCACAUUGGAAAAGAGAGAUUUCGAUGAAGAAAGUUAUUAUUCGUCAGCUGCAGAAAGUCUUCAGUCAGAAGAUGAUGAAGAAUUCGUACCAAUGAAAAAAAUUGACAAUAACUGUCUGAAAGUUGUGGAGAAAUCACAAAUAAGCGAAAUGAGCGUGCCGAGAAGAAAGAAAUCGUCGAUGUUUGCGAAAGAUUACGGCGAUUCCGGUCCUCAACCCGGUCUUCUCCCGAGUCACAAGGGAAGUGUUCUCCUAUUUUUGGAUCGAGUCUAUGGAAUUGAUUCGGCUGAGGUCCUCUUCCAACUUCUCGAACAAUCAUUCUUACCUGAUCUUCGUUCUGCUACAAUGAUGGACUCACCCCGUGCUCUCGAAUCGGACACAGCAUUAGCGCUGAAUCGUUAUCUGUGCAACUCUGUUCUCCCACUUCUCACGAAUCACUCUCAAUUCUUCGGCGAAGCUGAACAUUAUGGAGCGCUGCUUGAUGCGACGUUGCAUACGGUUUAUCGAAUGAAUCGUCUUAAAUCGUUAACCAAAAAUCAGCGAGAAGCCGUCUCUGAUUUCCUCGUCGCCAUCACAAAAGAGCUACCACCUGUGAUGAUGAUCAAAUUGCUGAGAAAAGUGACAAUCGAUAUCAGGCAAAUGCAUGAAUAUGUAUUGGUACCGUUGAGGCUGAUGACUCUUCAUUAUGAGCGAUGUGGAAAGUACUAUGGAAAUGGAAAUCAUUACGGAGUGGCAACGGAAACAGAGAAACGAUUGUCAAUGUUGCUAUUCGAUUCAAUCUUCGAUUCUCUUUCAACAAAACCGUAUGAUCCAGAGUUGUUUGGAAAAGCUUUGCCCUGUCUCACUGCUAUUGGCUCUGCUAUUUCACCCGAUUAUGCUUUGACUCAAUCUAUUGAAGAUCAAAAAUCGCUUGCCGCUGAGGAUGAAGGCGUUUGGGUUCCUCGUCCAACCGAUAUCAGUCGUCAUGAUCUGAAUAAUGAAUUGAACACAAUGGUCACCAAGUUUGCCGAGCAUUUCCAUGACAGUUGGGCGAGUAGAAAAGUUGAAAAGGGUUGGACAUAUGAUGAACUGUACAGUCGACCACAACAAAAUCACCCUCGUCUCAAACCAUUUGCACAAUUGAAAGAUUUCGAAAAAGCUUACUACAAGGAUCGUUGUGCUGAAUUGAUGCGUUCGCUUUUGGUUUGGGGCUAUGGAAUUGAAAUGGCUGACAAAGACGCGGCGGAUCGAGCUGCACAUACACAUACACCAUCAGGCACAAGUGUCAAUGAUUUUGCUCCAAAACCGGUCGAUUUGAGCAGUAUGACUUUGGAAAAAGACAUGACAACGGUAGCUGAGAAAAUGGCCGAACAAUCGCACUUGAUCUGGUCCAGAAAGGUUGCCAAUGAUUUGAACUCUCGAGGGGGAAACAUGCCGACUGGACUCGUCCCAUGGGAUCUUUUAACUGACAGUGAAAGAAGAAAAGAUCGUUUCCGAGCUGCUGAAAUCUUGAAAUUUUGGCAAUAUCAUGGAUAUCGAAUCUUUAAGAUCGAGAAAAAAGGAGAACAUCAAGAUAGGAUGAAAAUGGAGGGAGAACGUUCCUCUAUCGAUAAACGUUUCGCGUUCAAUCUUUUGGAGAAACUUUUGCAAUAUCUUGAACAAGCCUCGGUGAAGAUGAAAUCAGUGAAACCGAGUCAAGAAUUGACAAGGAGAAACUCGUUCAGAAAAGAUGCACAAGAUGUGAGAUUCUUCGAAAAGGUUGUUCUGCCAAUGAUGCACGCUUAUUUCAAUGCACAUAAGGGAUAUUUCUUGGAGGGAAGCUCUAUUGUACAAACGGGAACUGCCUCGAUUAGGGAAAAAGAAAUGGUCGCCAACUUGUUCUGUCGUUUGGCCGCUUUAUUGAGAAUCAAGAAUCGGGCCUUUGGAUCGGUCGCAAAGAUCACGGUUCGAUGUUUGCAAGGAUUGACACAAGCGCUCGAUUUGAGAACACUUGUCAAGGUGAACUCAGACAUUGUGCGUACAUCUCUUCUCACUUUCUUCAAUAACAGUGCCGAUGAUCUUUGUGCAGCUGUUAAAGAACUCAAAAACAACGGUCAAUAUUCUCUUCUCCGAGGUGACAAUCUUAAAUCGUGGAUCUCCAUUGAAUUCGCUCAUCAAAUGAUUGUUCCCGUCUUGACAACUAUGUUCAAUCACAUCUCGAAAAAUCAUUUUGGAACUGAUCUUUUGCUUGAUGAUAUUCAAGCUGCGAGUUAUAAGAUUCUCGACAGUCUGUACAUGGUCACAGGUCUCACCUCAACAGUAGCUCAACGAAAGAGUAUCGGAUACGAGACAGACAAACACAGACCAGGAUUGGGUCAAUGUCUUUCCGCCUUCGCUUCCUGUUUUCCUGUAGCUUUCCUCGAGGGAGAAUUCAACAAAAACAACAAAUAUUCGGUGUUGGCCAAAUCACAAGAUCAAUCGGUGCAAGUACAAGAAAUGCUUCAAAAUCUCUCGGCCCACAUUCCGCAACUUGAGCGAUUGUUGAAUGAUGUUGAACAGGCAUCGCUGAAUGGAGUGAUGUACUCGGAAAACCCAAACGUUUUCGAUGUGGAUCUUCCAUUGUUGUGCUCAUAUUUGGCCUAUUGGUGGAAUAUGGGAGUUGAUGGGAUGAGAACGAAAAGUGCUGAUGAAAAGGAAAAGCUCCUCUCAAGCGGUCUCCCAAUCACAAAAGUCUCAUCCGAUCACAUCAAUCGAGUCUUUACGACAUUGCUCAGAAUGAUGAAGAUGCAUGUCGGAGUCGAGAACGCACCAUGGUUAUUGAGAGUGAAUUUCUUCGCCGUUCAAAUCAUCCACAUGGUCACCUGUGAUCCGGUCAAAGAAUUUAUGUUGCCGAUUGCGGAAAGAUUGAGAAGAAUUGCCGAGAAAGCGUAUAAAGAUGAAGAACACACAAGGACACAUCCAGAUGACGCUGAUGAGGGAACGGUGGCUGAGGACAAUGCUCGGCUCGUUCGUGAUACUUACGCUUUCUUCCCAUUGUUGAUGAAAUACACCGAUUUGCACAGAGCUCAUUGGCUAAAGCAUCCAUCAUGGGAAACGGACGGGGUCUAUGAGAAUGUCGCGGUGAUCUUCCGCAUUUGGAGUCAAAGUCAACAUUUUAAGAGAGAAGAGCUCAAUUACAUGUCACAAUUCGAAGAAGAUCAAGCAGUCGGUGGUGGUGAGAUGAAAACGGGAAAAGCCGCCAUUGCAGAAAGAAAGAAAAAGAGACGAGAGGGACAGGUAAAAGUGGACAAACAUGCGAACAGUCUUGUAAUCGCUUGUCUCAAACGUCUUCUGCCCGUUGGAUUGAAUGUGUUUGGUGGAAGAGAACUCGACAUCGUGCAGCAAUCCAAAGAGAAAUUCAUCCAAAAAGAGCAAGAAGACAAAAUUCGGGAGUUCAUCAAGGGACUUCUCGAUAUUCCUGUCAAAACUGAUCCAACGGACAAAAAUGCUUGGCAAUUAUCUUUGUAUCGAAAAAUCGGAAAAAGUCAAAUGAGAGGAAAAGAUGAUAUGACACAAGAAGGAGUUGUUGAUAAAAUCUUCAAUAUGGGACAAGUAUCCGCCAUCCUACAUACGACGGAGCAUCCACAAAUGUUGGCAGCCCAUGCUUGGAAGAAGAUGGUUUCAACACAAAGAAAAAGAGCCGUUGUCGCUUGUUUUCGAAUGGUGACUGGUCGAAUUGAACGAGAGGACAAAUGGAAGAAAGUGUUGACAUUGCAAAGGAAAAGAAUGGCUAUUUCACUCAUCACAGCAUCACAUCUAUAUCGGGUUGAUCGUCAUCGUGGAAUCAACUUUUUCAUGCCCGCUUUCUCCGAUUUGUGGUUGGAAGAAGAGGACACCGGACAGGAUAAACUCAUUAAAGAUAUUUGUGAAGAUAUCGAGGUUGAAGAAGCUCCUCGACUUGAGCUCACCGAUGAGGGAGUCAUGAUCAUGGAAGAUGGAAAAGAAGAUACUAAACCGGAUCCAUUGAAACAGUUGAUUCGAUGCUUCCAAAGAGCGGCAACAAGUGAAGAAAGUCAAGCAAAAUCGAUUGCUGAAGACGCAUUGUAUGUGAGAUUUGCCGAUGUGAUGGCAAAGAGUGUUCACAUUGAAGAUGACGAUGAUGAAGAAGGAGACGAAGGGGAACAAGAUCAAGCGCAAAAAGAAGAAGCAGCUCAAGCGCUUCGAGCUGAACAAGCUGUAUUGGCUGAUCGAGGAGCGGCAAUCAUGAGUUUGAUGUAUCUUUCUGCAUCAAGUGGUGAACCAAAUGAUAUGGUUGCACACACACUUCAACUCGGAAUUCAUCUCCUUUCCGGAGGAAAUGUCGACAUUCAAAAGAUUUUGAUCGAAUACCUUCAAGCAAAGAAAGACGUUCGCUUUUUCACAUCGAUUUCCGGCUUGAUGAGCAAAUGUUCGGUGUUGAAUUUGGAGAUGUUUGAGAGACAAAUCAAGGCCGAGGGUCUUGGAAUGGGCGCCGAGUUGGCCGCUGGGGACAAUCAAAAUCUAAACGAUGCCGAUUUCACAUGUUCUCUUUUUCGAUUCCUCCAGCUCACCUGUGAGGGACACAAUUUAGAGUUCCAAAACUAUCUCCGAACUCAACCCGGUCACACCACAUCGGUCAAUCUCAUCAAUAGCACUGUCGAUUAUUUGUUGAGACUUCAAGAAAGUGUCAUGGAUUUCUAUUGGCAUUAUUCAAGCAAAGAAGUGAUUGAUGUGGGUGGAAAGGAAUAUUUCUUGAGAGCCAUUCAAGUUUGCAGUCAAGUCUUCAACACGCUCACUGAGAGUAUUCAGGGCCCUUGUGUCGGCAAUCAAAUGACUCUUGCGAAUUCCCGUCUCUGGGAUGCAAUCAAUGGAUUCUUCUUCCUUUUCGCUCACAUGAUGGAGAAAUUAUACAGGAAUUCCACUCAAUUAGAGCUAUUGCGAGAGUUCCUGAAUCUUCAGAAAGACAUGAUUGUUCUCAUGCUCUCUAUGCUUGAAGGAAACGUUUUGAACGGUCCAAUCGGUAAACAAAUGGUCGACGCGUUGGUUGAAUCACAGCCAAGUGUCGAGAAAAUUCUCAAAUUCUCGGAUAUGUUCUUGAAGUUGAAAGAUUUGACGACAAGUCAAGCGUUCCAAGAUUUCGACACAAAUCGAGAUGGAUGGAUUUCGCCAAAAGAAUUCCAGAGAGCAAUGGAAUCCCAAAAGAUGUACAGUGUUGAAGAGAUUACAUAUCUAAUGAUGUGCACUGAUGUGAACAAUGAUGGAAAAGUUGAUUAUAUGGAAUUCACCGAGCGUUUUCACAAUCCGGCUAGAGAUAUUGGUUUCAAUUUGGCUAUUCUUCUCACAAAUCUCAAAGAACACAUUACAAAUGAUCCACGAUUGGAGAAAAUUAUCGAAAAAGCUCAAACACUUUUGGAAUACUUUGAUCCAUUCUUGGGAAGAAUUGAGAUUAUGGGAUCGUCGAAGAGAGUCGAGAAAAUAUACUUUGAGAUUCAAGAGAGUUGGAUUGAGCAAUGGGGAAAGCAACAGAUUCGAGAUUCGAAGAAUCAAUUCCUUUUCAACGUUCUCCAAGAUGAUGGUGGAGAUCAAGGGAAAUUGGAAGCAUUCAUCAAUUUCUGUGAAGAUACAAUCUUUGAGAUGCAACACGCAGCUGAGAUCUCAAGCGGUGAUGGAGAUGCAAAAAUGGAGAGAGCGAUCAAACAGAGAGACUAUUUCUUGCAACAAACUUCUGCUGGAGAACAAAUCUCGGAGACAUUCAAGCAAGGCUACAAGGCCGGAUUGUCGGCGGUGAAUGCACUCAAAGGAGACAAUUUAUCGAAAACGAUGCAGAGUCUUUCGGCGAAGAUUAAACAAAUGACUUGGAUGCAAUUGAUCGUCGCUUUAUUCAUGAGCGUUCUCCGCUUCGGAAAGGGACUCUUGUGGAUGGGAUGGCUGAUGAUCUUGACUCUUUUCCGUUUUGCUUACUAUUUGACAACUGGAUCGGAGAAAGAAGAGCAACAUCCAGCUAAUGCAUUACCCUCUGCUGAACAAGCCCCUCCGCAUUUCACGGCUCAAGUGUAUCCCGAGUUCCAUUCACACGCCCAUGCCUCAGUGGAUAUGUUUGGAUUGAAUGCGGAGAAUGUGAUUCAUCAAGAUCGAGUGCCGCCACCAGAAAUCGUCACCGAACCACCGAGUGAAGAUCAUGAAGGAAUGAGUCAGCCAGAAUCACCCAUUGAUCCUCAUCCGCAAACAAUGCAACCACCAAAAGCACCAAGCAAAGCGCCAAGUGUCUAUGAGUCGAUCGGUACACCUGGAGCUGCUCAACAACAAAUGGAAGCAGCAUACGGAUCACAAGCUGGUGAUGGACUGUAUGAACCAAAGAUUGCUGAGAUCAAUCAAGGAAGAAGUCGAGGAUCGCUUCUUAACAUGUUGGCGAGAAAUUUCAAGAUGAUCGAGAAGACAACCUUGGGUUUGGCCUUCUUCAUCAAUGUGAUUUUACUCUUUCAUCGAGUCGAUAUCAUGCAAUCGGAUACCGGUACAACGGAUGGAUCGGAUGAGGACGAUGAUAGCACUGAGACGAUUUUCAUCACUGGUUUCUCUCUUCCUUAUUUAGAAUACGGGAUUGAAGGCUAUCUCCUGUCUCUUCUCCUUUAUUGGAUCAGUGUGCUCCAUUUGACCGCCUCGUUUGCCCUUCUGGUUUCAUUCUAUCAAUUGAAGAUUCCGCUUAUCACUUUUAAACGAGAAAAAGAAGUGGCUAGGAAAUUGAUGUUUGAUGGAUGUUGGAUAACAGAAGAAGAUAAUGAAGAUAUGGGGGUAAUUUCUCUAUUGACUUGGUAUCUCGAUCGAAUUGUCAUCUCUGCAAAAUCGUUUCCAAUGAAAUAUUGGGAUAAAUUUGUGCGAAGAAAAACAAGACAAAAGUUUCAAGAUCAGGUUGAUGAAGAAACAUUGAACAAGAUUCUUGGAGAAGAGAAAUCUGCAUCGGAUACUUCGUUUGAUUACAGAUACACCUGUUGGCUGUGGAUCGGAGUAAUUCUCACAAAUGGACAGUUCCUCUAUCGUGUCGGAUAUUUGCUUUGUUCGGCAUUCGGCGUCUUCUCAUCUCCAUUUUUCUAUGCUUUCCAUUUGAUCGAUGUCGUCCUCUCAUUCCCUAUGUUAAAAGCGAUUCUCCAAUCCGUCACACACAAUUUGCAACAGUUGAUUCUCACCAUCAUGAUGACCCUUGUGGUCGUGUAUCUCUACACAGUGAUUGCAUUCAAUUUCUUCCGUAAAUUCUACGUGCAAGAGGGUGAAGAAGGAGAGGAACCGGACAGGAAAUGUCACAAUAUGCUUACUUGCUUCAUCUAUCAUUUCUACGCUGGUGUCCGAGCUGGUGGUGGUAUUGGAGAUGAAUUAGAAUCACCGUAUGGAGAUGAUCUUGAAUAUCCAAGAAUGUUCUACGAUAUCUCAUUCUUCUUCUUCGUCAUUGUCAUCCUUUUGGCUAUCAUGCAGGGUUUGAUCAUUGACGCUUUUGGAGAGCUUCGUGAUCAGCAAGAAUCGGCCACGGAAAAACUUGAAUCCUCUUGUUUCAUUUGCGAUAUUGCAAAAGAAACAUUUGAUCGGAUGCCGAGAGGGUUCGAGAUUCACACCACAAAGGAGCACAACUUUGCUAAUUAUUUAUUCUUCUUGCAACAUCUCGUGAACAAAGACGAAACAGAAUACACUGGUCAAGAGACUUAUGUAAGAGAGAAAUACGAUAAUCGUGAUUGGGAAUUCUUCCCUGUUGGUGAAUGUUUCGUGAAACAAUAUGAAGAUCAAUUACUCCAAUCA